This is a messenger RNA of Drosophila busckii, 2395 nucleotides long. RefSeq names its product diuretic hormone receptor (gene Dh44-R2). The record is from RefSeq and is a predicted model, not a curated record. Gene Ontology annotation, molecular function: G protein-coupled peptide receptor activity; peptide hormone binding; diuretic hormone receptor activity. Gene Ontology annotation, biological process: cell surface receptor signaling pathway; adenylate cyclase-modulating G protein-coupled receptor signaling pathway. The transcript has 12 exons. Gene Ontology annotation, cellular component: plasma membrane. Lineage: Eukaryota; Metazoa; Arthropoda; Insecta; Diptera; Drosophilidae. The coding region runs from base 594 to 2027 and encodes 477 amino acids.
UUGUUCGUGAUAAGACGUGUGUGUGUCGCUUGGCGUGUGGGCAUCGUUUUCAUUUAUUCAUUUUGAUUAUCUUGCUGCUGGUGGUGCCGUUGCUUAAGCAACAACCGUUAUAAAUGCUACACGGCCGUGUCUUAAGCCCUGCGGCCAAACUGCUUAAAGUUCUAGUUAAAGCGCAGUGCAAGUGAAUUAUAUGUAUAUAGAAAUGAAAAUUGCAAUUAAAAUAUACGUUAAUAAAAGAGUUUGUUUUAUGGCGCUGCGUGUGUGAAAAACUCAUAAAACUGCUGGCAUUUAAAACUGCUGGAAACACACAGCGUCUUGUCAACAGAUGUAUUUGCGUUGAAGUUAUCUAAAGUGAGACCGUUGAGAAUUGCGCAGCGUCAAAGCGACAGCGACAGAGCGAAAGUGUGUCUCAAGUUCACUGACUAACGCCCUUCACCCCAGCCACACUUGGAGGCUGCCCUGCUGACACCCUGUUGACAAUUCUGUAUCUGUAUCUGUAUCUGCAUCUGUAUCUGUGUGUGUGUGUAUGCCACAGCGUGGCUAAUUGAAAACUUGCACCCAUUCCUCUCUCUCUCUCUCUCACGCGACUUGCAAUGGCUGAAGAUGAUUAUCGCGCACUGGUCGAGCACUGGAAUAGUCUGCCAGAGGAAAAGCUAUCCAGCAUCUCGACAGACGAUCUGCAACGCGCCGUAAUUGGCGUCCAGCAGCUAGGGCACAGCGGUGUGCCCUACACCAAUGAGACACAAUGCCUGCAACAGGCCGAGCUGGAGGCCAAUGUUACACACAAUGAGGGAUUACACUGUGCUACAGCAUUUGACACUGUGCUCUGCUGGCCACGCACCAAGGCUGGCAACUGGGCCAUACUGCCUUGUUUCGAGGAGUUUAAGGGCGUACACUACGACACAACAGAAAAUGCAAGUCGCUUCUGCCAUGCAAAUGGCUCUUGGGAUAAUUAUAGCAAUUAUACGAGCUGUCAUCAGCAAACUGGAGAUGUGCCCAUGGUGCCAGAAUUCUCAGCUAGCGUGGAUCUGCCCGCUAUUAUAUACAACUGUGGCUAUUUUAUAAGUUUAGCCACCUUGAUAUUGGGCCUAAUUAUAUUCAUUAGCUUCAAAGACUUGCGCUGCCUACGCAAUACCAUACAUGCGAAUCUAUUUCUUACCUAUAUAACAUCAGCAUUACUCUGGAUUUUAACCUACUUUUUGCAAGUGAUAACCAGCGAGUCCAGCGAGGCUGGCUGCAUUACGCUUGUUAUAAUGUAUCAAUAUUUCUAUUUGACAACAUUCUUUUGGAUGUUUGUUGAGGGUUUGUAUUUGUAUACGCUGGUAGUGCAAACAUUUUCCGCUGAGAACAUUAGCUUUAUUACCUACGCCUUAAUUGGCUGGGGCUGCCCGGCUAUAUGCAUUAUAAUCUGGUCAACUGCCAAAGCGUUUGCGUCGUCUAUGGACAUGGAUGGUCACAUUAAUGGCUUGGAAAUCGAAUGCAGUUGGAUGCGUGAAUCUCAUGUCGAUUGGAUACUCAAAGGACCCGCUUCAUUGGCUAUAUUAAGCAAUUUGGUGUUUCUAGUGCGCAUCAUGUGGGUGCUCAUAACCAAGCUGCGCUCCGCUCACACAUUGGAGACCCGUCAGUAUUACAAAGCUUCGAAGGCACUGCUUGUGCUUAUACCGUUAUUUGGCAUUACAUAUUUACUUGUGUUAACUGGGCCCGAACAGGGCAUAAGUCGACAUCUAUUCGAAAGCAUGCGCGCCAUAUUGCUGAGCACACAGGGAUUCUUUGUGGCGCUUUUCUAUUGUUUUCUUAACUCUGAAGUGCGUCAAACGUUGCGACAUCGCUUCUUACGCUGGCGUGAGAGUCGCGAUAUUCAUAGCACCAAUUCGCUGAAGAACCGCAGAUCAAAAGAUUAUUCGCAUCGCUCGCGUACUGAAAGUCUACGAACUGAGGAGUGCGUCAUCUGUUUGCGACCCGCUUUGCAUACGCGCUUGGGCUCAUUGAAGCGCUACCAUAGCAUUGAUCUCACUGAUUUUGUUUAGCUUUAAGCCAAGGUAUAACUCACAUUUAGCUUUGGUGCUAAGUCAUAAAGUUUAUUUCUCUUUUUCGACGUAGAAGAUUUGAAAUUACAGUUGAAAUAAUAUCAGUUUAUAGUUAGAGUUAAGUUAAAGUUACAAGUUUGAUUUUCAUUUUCUUUUUGUCGCUUAAGUACAAAACGCGUUUAAAACAUAAACAAACAAAUAGUUGGAAAACAUUAUUAGAGUAUAUAUAUAUAGAGAGCCUAACAAAAAAGCCGAAAACACAAAGAUUUUUAAACUAUAUAGUAUUUUAAGCUGUUUUUAUCAAAGCUUGCACUGUAUACAGCCUUACGAUUAAAUAUGUUUAAAAAAAUUAUCUAUAAAUUUGCUAG